AUGCCUCUUGCUGGCUCCUCCGCCCCGCAUUCCGCCCCGCGCGCCUGCUUCCUCGUCACCUGUCCCAUACACGCCUUUUCCCAAUCCGUCAAUGUUGAAUCUCUUCCCCCAAGCCCUCUUCCCCCAAACCCUCUUCCCCCAAACCCUCUUCCCCCAAACCCACUUCCCCCGAACCUUCUUCCCCCAAAACCUCUUCCCCAAACCCUCUUCCCCCAAACCCUCUUCCCCCAAACCCCCUUCCCCCAAACCUUCUUCCCCCAAACCCUCUUCCCCCAAAUCCUCUUCCCCCAAACCCUCUUCCCCCAAACCCUCUUCCCCCAAAUCCUCUUCCCCCAAACCCUCUUCCCCCAAACCCUCUAUCCCCAAACCCUCUUCCCCCAAACCCUCUUCCCCCAAAUCCUCUUCCCCCAAACCCUCUUCCCCCAAACCCUCUUCCCCCAAAUCCUCUUCCCCCAAACCCUCUUCCCCCAAACCCUCUAUCCCCAAACCCCCUUUCCCCAAACCCUCUUCCCCCAAACCUUCUUCCCCCAAAACCUCUUCCCCAAACCCUCUUCCCCCAAACCCUCUUCCCCCAAACCCUCUUCCCCCAAACCCCCUUCCCCCAAACCCUCUUCCCCCAAACCCUCUUCCCCCAAAUCCUCUUCCCCCAAACCCUCUUCCCCCAAACCCUCUUCCCCCAAAUCCUCUUCCCCCAAACCCUCUUCCCCCAAACCCUCUAUCCCCAAACCCUCUUCCCCCAAACCCUCUAUCCCCAAACCCUCUUCCCCCAAACCCUCUUCCCCCAAAUCCUCUUCCCCCAAACCCUCUUCCCCCAAACCCUCUUCCCCCAAAUCCUCUUCCCCCAAACCCUCUUCCCCCAAACCCUCUUCCCCCAAACCCCCUUUCCCCAAACCCUCUUCCCCCAAACCUUCUUCCCCCAAAUCCUCUUCCCUGCCCUUCCUUCGGACGACGGCACAGCAGAGGAACAGCUGGGCAGUACACGCGUCCUCGCCUCCAUGUCAGUCAGCCACUUUCACGCUGCCCUUCCCCUCGUCUCUCUAUCGUGCUCCUCUCAUCAUCCCCCAUGCCCCAUUUACCAGGGAUGACGGCACAGCAGAGGUGCAGCUGGGCAGCACGCGCGUCCUGGCGUCAGUUUCAGCAGCGCUCACGCUGCCCUUCCCCGACCGCCCCAACGAAGGCUCCCUGGCCGUCUUCACAGAGCUCGCCCCCAUGGCUGACCCGCGUUUUGUGCCUGGGCGGCCGGGGGAGGAUGCGAUUGAAUUGGGGCGCAUCAUUGACCGCGGGCUCAGGUGGGGAUAG
Closterium sp. NIES-65 is the source of this 1299-nucleotide messenger RNA. The record is from the annotation of a GenBank genome assembly. NCBI's taxonomy places the organism in Eukaryota, Viridiplantae, Streptophyta, Zygnematophyceae, Desmidiales, Closteriaceae.